This is a messenger RNA of Caenorhabditis auriculariae, 737 nucleotides long. The record is from the annotation of a GenBank genome assembly. NCBI's taxonomy places the organism in Eukaryota, Metazoa, Nematoda, Chromadorea, Rhabditida, Rhabditidae.
AUGUGGGUUUUGUCUCGCGCUGUCGCCAUCCGUCUCAAUACGCCAGAAUCGUCGACGACGGCCAUUCAUCAAGUGUUGCCGACGGCGUCAAGGCUGCAAAAACGCUCCCUUACCGUGCGUUUCCGUCUUUUAUAAGUCAGUGGGUUAAACAAAGGAAAAGGAAGCUUCCUAUUACUUCCUUCUACGGAGAUGACUCGAAUUCUUGAAAGGAAUUCACUUUUGUAUCUGAUUAUCUCCUUUCAAAAGUUCUUUUUUCACUGGGGUUUGGUCCCCCUGGUGAGCUGAUGGCUGCAAGGGGAAUGGCUUGAAGCGUGAUGGACCCAUAUCGUGAGCGCGCCCGACUCGGAACGGCUAUGGAGCCAGGCUAUCGGAAACAAUUAGGAAACAAUCAAACCAAUAUUAAAUUCAGGUUUUCACACUUUUUUUUGUCGACCCAUUUCAAAAGUAGGAUUUCUGCUGUAAUAUGAGCUGGUGGAGCUCAUCUUUUCUCUCAUCUUUCGAAAGAACUUUGUUCUCGCCAGCUUCCUUUUUUUUUCAACUUUAUUCAUGCUGACAAAACUCACGAAAGUUCUAGUGUCCCUGUAAAGUGCGGCCUAUUCGUUGGCUAUAAUCUGUCCUAGAGUAGAACCGGUCCAGCAUUCACCAAACUUGUCAUAAUCUGCAUUGAAAUUCUGGAGCGACGCCAGCCGACGACUCUGCAAGGCGAAGAGAUGAUGUCACUGUUCUCUGAACCAUGA